AUGGUUUUGCAAAAUAUUUUUUUGCUAUCAAAUCGCUCAGCUUUAAACUUAAAAGAAGCUAUUAAAUUACUUAAAAAACCAAAUUUAAACAGUGAUAACCUAGUACAGUGUUAUAACUUGGAACCAACACCAGGUUUGUGGUAUAUGUGUGCGUACAAUCAAAGUUCUACUGACGGCAUUGAAUGGAAAUCAACAGGCACUCGUUCAAUGCCUAAUGAAAAAAAAUCCCACCGUACUGGUCGAAUACUUUUCAUCCGAAAAAGUGAAUAA
Messenger RNA from Macrosiphum euphorbiae (potato aphid), 270 nucleotides. NCBI's taxonomy places the organism in Eukaryota, Metazoa, Arthropoda, Insecta, Hemiptera, Aphididae. The record is from the annotation of a GenBank genome assembly.